UAGCUAGUGCCGAUACCGAAGUACAAAGCGUAACUCGUUGGCUAUACGCGGCAGUCUUCUUCGCGAUGUCGGCAGAAUCGUGUUGAUUUUCGUGAAUGCUUGAUAAUUUCGUGUACGAAGUAUCCAUAAAGUUUGCACGUAAAUGAUUGUUUUGUGUGUGUGAAGUUUUAAAAUUAGCUAUUUAAUGGAUUGCCGUUCGUCAGUUUGAUUACGUAUGUCGAAACAUGGGGAGCGCAGGCAACAAUACCACAUUAUAUGAAGUUUUGUCUACCGAACUUUUACUUCAAAGAGACACAUUGAUUACAGAUAUAUGGCCCAUACACAAAUGCUUAGAGCACAAUAUAAUUAAUGACACGUCGAACGAUGAACUAACGAAUAGAAUAUUUAUCAACAAUGGAACACAGAUAAUGUGCUUGGAACACGCUCCCAUCCUGACAAAGAGCACCGUAAUACGCGCCAGCAUACUCUCUGUGAUGGCUUUGUUAUCUUUCGCAGGGAAUUUCGCGACGAUGAUAAGCGUACAAAGGGGCAAACGGGGCCGAAGACGAACGAGGCCUUCUUGGACUGCAAUAUAUAGUCUUAUAUUUCAACUAAGCAUAGCCGAUUUGUUAGUAACAGUAUUUUGUAUAGCGGGGGAAGCGGGGUGGUCGUUUUCAGUGCAGUGGUAUGCGGGGAAUGUAGGAUGCAAAUUGUUUAAAUUCCUGCAAAUGUUCUCGUUGUAUUUAAGCACUUUUAUUCUAGUUCUUAUCGGCGUUGAUAGAUGGUUAGCUGUCAAGUAUCCUAUGAAGAGUAUGGCUACUGCUACAAGAAGUACCAAAUUAGUUAUAAUAGCGUGGAUUUUGAGCUUCUUAUUUAGUUUGCCACAAACCGUGGUGUUCAGGGUAGCAAAAGGUCCAUUUGUAGAAGAGUUCUACCAGUGCGUGACCCAUGGUUUUUAUACGGAAAGGUGGCAAGAGCAGGCGUACACUACACUAUCACUUGUCUUUAUGUUUGUUAUACCACUUUUAAUAUUAAUCAGUACCUAUGUGUCUACUGUAAGAACUAUUGCAAAGAGUGAAAAAGUAUUUCAACCGGAGACGAGACGAGAAAAAUAUUUAACUCCAGAUAUGAAUAGACGAAGACUUAUCGAUAGAGCGAAAAUGAAAUCGCUACGAAUGUCUGUCGUUAUAGUAGCUGCAUUUGUGAUAUGGUGGACACCAUAUUAUAUUAUGAUGAUAAUUUUUACAUUCUCAAAUCCUGAUAAACGUUUAAGUGAGGAGCUACUUUCAGGGAUAUUCUUCUUUGGAAUGUCCAAUAGCUUAGUGAAUCCCGUUAUUUAUGGAGCAUUUCACUUAUGGCCCAGAAAGCGAGCUCGAUAUAGUGAUAAGGAAUCUGGUGGACCUCACGCAUCAUUAUUCCGCCGAGGUGACCUCACCUCAUCUGUCAGACUGACCACGAUCAGAUCGAUGAGAUCAUCAGCCAAAUAUACUAACGGACAAAACAAUGUGAGUGUUUUAUAACAAAAUCUGAAGCCAAAUUGGUCUACUAUUUGUGAAGAAAGUACAAAGUAAUCUGUUUCGUGCUUUGUCAAAUAAGUAAAAUUACAGAACUUAUUUGCACGAAUAAUAUGAUUUGUUUCAUCUGACAAUCGAAAUCGUUUCAAGUAAAUAAGAGAAUGAGGACUCUAGUUGAUUGAUGUCAAAGAGUGUUACACAUCUCAUAAAGCUAGUCAAUACAAUACGAAAUAGUUAUGUGCGACAAGGACUUAUUGAAAACACAUUAAAACUAUAGAAAUGUUAUGAAAAUUUCUUAUUAUACGGUGCAAGCAGUAUCAUUUGUAUAUCUACCAUACCGUAUAAAUAUGUAGAAGAAUCAAGAACUUUUUAACAAUUUAAUUUAAAAAAAUCCUAUUUAAUUCGAAUACAAGCGAAUCACUAAUGAAAGGAUUUUGAAGUUAUUAAAUAUUUUGUUUUUUUACCUCGCGAGCGUCAUGUAUUUUAUUUACUUUUGAUGUAAUAACUAAAAGUGUCGCACGGAAAACAUUGAUGCCGAGCAAUAUUGACAAUCGCAGUAAAUGAAAAUCAAAAUUACCAUAACAAUGUGUAUGUCAUACAAACAUAUUUUUACGUGUGACGAAUAUUUGUUUCGGUACAAUUUGUAACAUAACUUAAUUCAAGUUUUAAAUAAUAUUAUUUGGAUGAUAAUUUUACUAUUUUAUUGUUAUAAUGUAAUAUAACGGUUGUAACUUUAAAAGUUAAAUUAAUGUCGUGGCUCAAAUCCACCAUUUCCUACUGUACACCAUAUCAUGAAAUGGUUAAUCCGAUUGGGCCACAACAUACUUAUAAAUAGAAAGAUUUAUCCUAAUUGUGAAAAGUCAAGACGUAACAUAUUCAUAAUACCUAUUAUAAUAUUUAUAGAAUGUUCGAUGUUUUGAAACAAAAUGUAAUAACUAUUUAUGUUUCACAUUUCAUACAUAGUAAUUUAAACUCAUAUUCGUCUCUCAUUGUGAAUCAAAGUAAACAAAACAAAAUGUAUAUUGAAUAUUAUACUUGUUGUACUUUAAUUAUAGUGUAAAAAGGUUAAAUAAAGUUAUGACACACGA
Messenger RNA from Pieris napi, 2581 nucleotides. It is a transcript of the gene NGR-A21, whose product is annotated as gonadotropin-releasing hormone receptor. The record is from RefSeq and is a predicted model, not a curated record. Gene Ontology annotation, cellular component: membrane. NCBI's taxonomy places the organism in Eukaryota, Metazoa, Arthropoda, Insecta, Lepidoptera, Pieridae. Gene Ontology annotation, molecular function: corazonin receptor activity. The transcript is spliced from 6 exons. Bases 225 to 1499 code for a protein of 424 amino acids. Gene Ontology annotation, biological process: neuropeptide signaling pathway.